Sinocyclocheilus grahami is the source of this 870-nucleotide messenger RNA. Its product is annotated as major facilitator superfamily domain-containing protein 6-B-like. The transcript is spliced from 8 exons. Gene Ontology annotation, biological process: antigen processing and presentation of exogenous peptide antigen via MHC class I. Gene Ontology annotation, cellular component: plasma membrane. NCBI's taxonomy places the organism in Eukaryota, Metazoa, Chordata, Actinopteri, Cypriniformes, Cyprinidae. The record is from RefSeq and is a predicted model, not a curated record. The coding region runs from base 1 to 798 and encodes 265 amino acids.
AUGCAGGCCACCCUUUUCCAGGAUGUUACCCAUGUGUAUGUGGGCACUGGUAAACAGGCACUUGGAAAGAUUAGCACUGGUGAGAUCUUGUGUGGUCAUGCUCACAGCCCGUCUCUAGGACAGAGUGAGUCAUUCAUUCGGACAGUCCUUUAUAUCGGACUGGCCUGCAACACUGCACGCUAUCUGUACAUCUCCUACCUGGAGAAUGCAUGGAUAGUUUUACCCAUGGAGGUGCUUCAAGGUUUGACACAUGCAUCAGUGUGGGCGGCAUGCAUCUCGUAUUUGAGCGCUGCUGUUCCUCCAGCUCUGCGCACGUCGGCUCAGGGGAUCCUGCAGGGGCUGCACCUGGGGCUGGGGAGAGGCUGUGGAGCCAUGCUAGGAGGAGUUUUUGUGAACUUCUUCGGUGCUGCAGAAACCUUCAGAGGCCUCGGUAUGGCCUCUCUGGUCACAUUACUUAUCUUCUCUCUGAUACAGUGGCUGUUAGGUCAGAACGAGGAUAAAAAGGGCUCGAUGUUGGCUGAGAACAUCCCAGUUCCCUCCAGCCCUGUGCCUAUCGCCACUAUUGACUUAGUCCAGAACCAAUCUGCAUCUCAGCCAAAUCCCGAAUCAAAGACGCCUCCUAAGAAAACCAGGCAUCAGGAAGAGCAAGAAAAUGCCAACAAGCCGGCCUGGGUGGUGUCUGCUUCCCCCUGGGUCACCAUCGCUUUCGCCCUCUAUCAGAUCAGAGAUAUGGUUGCUUUGUCAAAGAACAACCACUGUGGUGAAAGUCAAGCCCCGCAGGGGAAAGGAGACAAAUGAGCAAACUUCAGCGAUGCCACCUGCUGAUGAAAACACAUCACAACCCCAUACAAUAAGUCCGGCAGAAUAUCU